Spizellomyces punctatus DAOM BR117 is the source of this 316-nucleotide messenger RNA. RefSeq lists its product as uncharacterized. Bases 22 to 270 code for a protein of 82 amino acids. Lineage: Eukaryota; Fungi; Chytridiomycota; Chytridiomycetes; Spizellomycetales; Spizellomycetaceae. The transcript is spliced from 3 exons. The record is from RefSeq and is a predicted model, not a curated record.
AGUAACUAGCAAAAUAACACAAUGAACGCUGGAAAAUCGCAGAUGCGUGAUCCCGCCAUGGCCUCUGUCGGGACGAUCAGAAUGAAGGAAGGAGCUGCAGAGCCAAAGGACAAGGCCAAUGUAACGCUCAAGGAUAAGGUAGUGGGUACCGCACAGAAGUACCUAUCUUCGGACCCAGAUACGCAAGCACGCGGCGCAGAGCGAGCGGCGACGGGGACAGUAAGAACCGAGGAGGAACUGAAUCCGAAUCAAAAAGCGAAUCUUUUGUAAAAGUGUGAACAGUGUACAAUUUAGCAACAAAGGAUAUUUCCGAACA